Molecule: messenger RNA, 465 nt
Organism: Colius striatus (speckled mousebird)
Lineage: Eukaryota; Metazoa; Chordata; Aves; Coliiformes; Coliidae
Product: beta-keratin-related protein-like
Exons: 2
Coding region: 1-465 (154 amino acids)
Cellular component (GO): intermediate filament
Molecular function (GO): structural constituent of cytoskeleton
Source: RefSeq, a predicted model, not a curated record
AUGUCCUCCUAUGGACAGCUGCUUAGCUCCCGCUGUGCUGCACCAUGUGAAGUGACGUGUCCACAACCCUACGUCAACUGCUGCAACGAGCCGUGUGUCAGCUCCUGCGGAGAUUCGAGAGCCAUCGUUUAUGCACCACCCGUUAUUGUCACUUUCCCAGGACCCAUCAUCAGCUCAUGCCCUCAGGAAAGUUUUGUGGGAACUGCCAUCCCUGAACUUGAGGGAGGUGGGGGAAUUGGCUCUGGAGGUGGAGGUGGCGGAAUUGGCUCUGGAGGUGGAGGUGGGGGAAUAAGCUCUGGAGGUGGAGGAGGAGGCUCAUGUGGUGAAGGCUCAUGUGGUGGUGGUGGAAUGUACCGUUUGGGAAACUUUUACCGAAACUCCUACUUUUCAGGGUUUGGUAGAAAUUAUUUCCCCUUUUCCAGAGGGUAUUACAGAUAUCGCUAUGGCAGCUGUGGGCCAUUUUAA